ACUCUUGAGAAAAUGUCCGGAAGAGGAAAAGGCGGGAAGGGGCUCGGGAAAGGAGGCGCCAAGCGUCACCGUAAGGUUCUCCGUGACAACAUCCAGGGCAUCACCAAGCCCGCCAUCCGCCGCCUGGCUCGCCGCGGCGGCGUGAAGCGGAUCUCCGGUCUGAUCUACGAGGAGACCCGCGGCGUGCUCAAGGUCUUCCUGGAGAACGUGAUCCGUGACGCAGUGACGUACACCGAGCACGCCAAGAGGAAGACGGUGACCGCCAUGGACGUGGUGUACGCGCUGAAGAGGCAGGGCCGCACCCUGUACGGCUUCGGAGGAUAAAUGACGACCACGUGACUUAACUACAACCCAACGGCUCUUUUAAGAGCCACUCACUUCUUCUUAAAGAGCUGUUGUCUUUAAUAUUCAAUGAAACUAUU
Molecule: messenger RNA, 422 nt
Organism: Etheostoma spectabile (orangethroat darter)
Lineage: Eukaryota; Metazoa; Chordata; Actinopteri; Perciformes; Percidae
Product: histone H4
Exons: 1
Coding region: 13-324 (103 amino acids)
Cellular component (GO): nucleosome
Molecular function (GO): structural constituent of chromatin; protein heterodimerization activity; DNA binding
Source: RefSeq, a predicted model, not a curated record